Vicia villosa (hairy vetch) is the source of this 1047-nucleotide messenger RNA. RefSeq lists its product as uncharacterized. The record is from RefSeq and is a predicted model, not a curated record. The transcript has 9 exons. NCBI's taxonomy places the organism in Eukaryota, Viridiplantae, Streptophyta, Magnoliopsida, Fabales, Fabaceae. The coding region runs from base 1 to 1047 and encodes 348 amino acids.
AUGGUGGGCUGCGGCAGUUAUUGCUGUGGGAGUUUCACCCUCCCAGCUUCUCAUGUUGUUGCAGUUACGCCUGUUGAGAGAAUAGCAGAGAUCAAUGAUGGAAAAGAGCUUUGGAAGAUUGUUGUUAGGAUUCACCACAGAUGGAAUGUUGUGUCCAACAACAAGGAACAUUUUGAAAUGAUCUUUGUUGACAAAUUGGGAGAUGAUAUUCAUGCUGUUGUUCCAGCACCACAUGUGUCGGUGUUCACUGAAAAAUGCUUAUUAGGGCAUACUUAUAUUCCGUGUGAAAUUAAUAAAUUUAUUUCAGAUGUCGUUGGAAUGGUGGAUAGUAUUGGUUAUGCACAGACUGAGUCGGGCGCAAAGAAGCAGCAAAUUAGCACGAUGUUGCGUGACCACAGCAACAACAUGUUGAACUGUACUCUGUGGGAAUCAUACGCGGAUCAGUUCAUCAGGUUUAACAAAGUUAGGGUUGCUGCAUCACUCCCUACAGUUGUGUUGCUUCAGUAUGCCAAAGUGAAGGAAGAAGGAAAGUAUCCUCUGUCUGUGACAAACACCUACAAUGUGACCCUUUUAUGUGUUGAUGCUGAUUUUCCUGUCAUGAAAGACUUUAUUGAUAGAAUGCCUGGGGAGAGCAGGGUAACCCUGUCUGAACAACUCGGAGGGAAUUCCCAAUAUUCCUCCCAGAGUUCUGAAAAUCAACAGCUGACUCCUGUGCAAAAAUUGUUCUCAAAGGCUGUUGUUUUGCCUAUUGCUGAGAUUAUUCAACUUACGGAUGUUACAUUUUGUGCUACUGUCGCUACAACAAAAUUAUUAGUAGCGUCUCCAUUUGGAUGGUACUAUUGUGCCUGUCAUAUGUGUCAAUCUAUAGCGCGUGGGGACAGCCCCCCGUUUGAGUGUGAAGCUGGUCUUGAAACCAUGGCUGAAGUCCUUAGGUAUAAGAUUGAGAUUGAGGUUACUCAUGGGGGCAAAAGCUGCAAUUUGUCUUCUGGAACAGAGAAUGUGAAAUGCUUUUGGGUUUAUCUGCAUCCCAACUUCGUAACACUAUGA